AUGCCAGCUCCUCGUUGUUCAACUUGGUCCGCACCCUUCCCCGCAUUCAUAAGCUCACUACCACCAGAUCAUCCUCUCGUCUCUCUGUUCGAUCGUAUCGUUGAUGACAUACCAGUGUCUGAUAGGCCAUCCUGGUCACCACACAACACCUAUGAUCACCGCGUAUCUCCUACAGGACCUGAGAACGUUGGGUUCUGGGCAGCCCUCUGUGCCGAUCAUCUGGAUCGUGACGAAGUCACGCGAAGAGGCAUCGGAGAUUGGUUCUUGGAGUCGGAGUUGGAUCCCGACGGGGAAGUGUCGAGGUGGAUGAAGUACGAACUAGGGCUGACUUUGGUGUCGCGGGACUCGCACCCGACCUCGUUCCACGUUUGCAGGACCCUUCCUAUGUCACUUUGGCCAAUCAACCGUUCAGAAGUCGAAAUGGCCAUCCGCACAAUGCUGCAUCAACCUUCUCCAGCAACCUUGGCAGAUGCAGUGCGAGUCAAGCUCGGGUAUAUGGAUGAGCGGGAGGAACAACAGAUUGCACCUGGAGAGGGACCAUCCUCAAGCGGUGGACUUGGAGCUCCUCCACUACUACCAGGGACGGAAGACUCAGGAAUGAUGCCUUUGGACUUUGAUACCGCACCCGGAGAGGAUCAAGUGGUGGUAACUAAUGAUCGAUUCAUGGACGACUCCAUAGAGAUGGGGCGACGUGAUUCAUUGUCAUUUGAGGAAGACAUUUCUCCAUACUCCGCCGACGCCAGGCAGGACAGAACCCCAAGGCUCGAACCUGCGUCCCUGGAGUCCUUGACUUAUGUCCCUGACAUGGAUCCGGUUCGAUCUCUCAGUGGAAUCAACAUUGUAAGGAUAGAGCUCAGGUCACAAGCUCUCAACUCUCCUCGAGAGGCACCAAAUGUUGAGCACUAA
This is a messenger RNA of Kockovaella imperatae, 906 nucleotides long. RefSeq lists its product as hypothetical. Bases 1 to 906 code for a protein of 301 amino acids. The record is from RefSeq and is a predicted model, not a curated record. The transcript has 5 exons. Lineage: Eukaryota; Fungi; Basidiomycota; Tremellomycetes; Tremellales; Cuniculitremaceae.